Limanda limanda (common dab) is the source of this 1191-nucleotide messenger RNA. RefSeq names its product oxytocin receptor b (gene oxtrb). Gene Ontology annotation, molecular function: oxytocin receptor activity; peptide binding; vasopressin receptor activity. NCBI's taxonomy places the organism in Eukaryota, Metazoa, Chordata, Actinopteri, Pleuronectiformes, Pleuronectidae. Bases 1 to 1191 code for a protein of 396 amino acids. Gene Ontology annotation, cellular component: membrane. Gene Ontology annotation, biological process: regulation of systemic arterial blood pressure by vasopressin; maternal process involved in parturition; positive regulation of vasoconstriction. The transcript has 2 exons. The record is from RefSeq and is a predicted model, not a curated record.
AUGGAGGAGCUUUUACGCGAGCAGGAGAGCUGGGCGCAUAAUGUUUCGUGGAUUAUCUCGAGUCGUGGAAACGAAAGCCAUGUGGGAAACAACACAGUGAAUCCUUUGAAACGAAACGAAGAAGUGGCCAAAGUGGAGGUCACCGUCCUGGUGCUGGUGCUGCUGCUCGCUCUGACCGGGAACCUGUGCGUCCUGUGGGCGAUCCACACCACCAAGCACAGCCAGUCGCGGAUGUAUUACUUCAUGAAGCACCUGAGCAUCGCUGACCUGGUGGUCGCGGUCUUUCAGGUCCUACCGCAGCUCAUCUGGGACAUCACGUUUCGUUUCUACGGGCCGGAUCUUCUGUGCAGGGUGGUGAAAUACCUCCAGGUCGUGGGUAUGUUUGCGUCCACCUACAUGUUGGUCCUGAUGUCCGUGGACAGGUGCUUGGCCAUCUGCCUGCCAAUGCGCUCCAUGCACAAGGGGAAGGAUCGCUUCUGCGUGCUGGCCUCCUGGACCCUCAGCCUGGUGUUCAGUGCUCCUCAAGCUUACAUCUUCUCUCUGCAGGAGGUCGGGGACGGCGUGUACGACUGCUGGGGGGACUUCGUGCAACCAUGGGGGGCCAAGGCGUACAUCACAUGGAUGAGUCUCAGCAUUUACAUCCUCCCAGUGGCUAUUUUGAGCGUCUGCUACGGGUUGAUAUGUUUCAAAAUAUGGCAGAAUUUCAAUUUGAAAACCAGGAGGGAUCACUUCCUGACCCUCACCUCAGCCAAGGCCUCCAAGAGCGCGCACCCGCUGUCUCGCGUAAGCAGCGUGAGGCUCAUUUCGAAAGCCAAGAUUCGCACAGUGAAAAUGACGUUUGUCGUGGUGCUGGCCUACAUCGUGUGCUGGACUCCCUUCUUCUUCGUCCAGAUGUGGUCUGCCUGGGAUCCUGCUGCACCAAGAGAAGACAUGGCCUUUAUCAUCGCCAUGUUGCUGGCCAGUCUCAACAGCUGCUGCAACCCCUGGAUCUACAUGUUCUUUGCCGGCCACCUGUUCCACGACCUGGUGCAGUGCUUCUCCUGCUGCUGCCGUCCGCACCUGGCCGACUCCUCCUGUGGCUUCGAUCAACACGGCAGGCACAAGAGGAACGGCUCCACUUACGUCAUCAAGAACACCAGCAGCCAGCGGAGCCUCACGCACACGACCAGCACCGGGGGGCCGGGACAUUGA